This is a messenger RNA of Cydia fagiglandana, 7590 nucleotides long. It is a transcript of the gene FASN3, whose product is annotated as fatty acid synthase-like. Gene Ontology annotation, molecular function: fatty acid synthase activity; oxidoreductase activity; phosphopantetheine binding. The transcript has 40 exons. Gene Ontology annotation, biological process: fatty acid biosynthetic process. Lineage: Eukaryota; Metazoa; Arthropoda; Insecta; Lepidoptera; Tortricidae. The coding region runs from base 95 to 7372 and encodes 2425 amino acids. The record is from RefSeq and is a predicted model, not a curated record.
CCAAGAGUCAGACUCGUAGUGGGUGCCUGCCGGUGUCCACGUCCAAGGUUCAAUUCCAGUUCAGUUCUGUGAAAGUUUUUUGUGAUUUUAUAAGAUGGCGCCGACCACCAAAGUCGAAGAUCGCCUUGAGUCCGGACAUCGGCUGUCGCACCCUCCCCCCGGCGAUGAGGUCCUUAUUACAGGAGUGUCCGGAUAUUUUCCGGACUCAGAUUCCGUUGUGGAACUGCAGGAGAAUUUGUUUAACAAGGUGGAUCUGAUCUCAGGCGACCCCCGCCGUUGGAAGCUAGCCCACCCGGAAAUCCCGCAGCGCACAGGCAAGAUCAACCACGUCAACAAGUUCGAUGCCUCGUUCUUCGGGGUCCACUACAAGCAGGCCCACACCAUGGAUCCCAUGUGCAGGAUCUUGCUGGAGAAGGCGUAUGAAGCUGUUAUUGAUGCUGGUGUGAACCCCAAAGAGCUGAAGAACCAGAAAGUGGGCGUGUUCGUGGGGGCCUGCUUCUCCGAAUCGGAAAAAACAUGGUUCUACGAGAAGAUGCAGGUCAACGGGUUCGGUAUCACUGGUUGCUCCCGCGCUAUGCUGGCCAACCGCAUCUCCUACUGGCUCGGCGUCACCGGUCCAUCUUACACGGUAGACUCAGCUUGCUCAAGCUCCCUCUACGCCUUGGAACACGCCUUCAGGGCUAUAAGAGACGGCCACUGUGACUCCGCCAUCGUCGGGGGCUCCAAUCUCUGCCUUCAUCCUUACGUCUCACUUCAGUUCUCAAGAUUGGGAGUAUUGUCACCCGACGGCCGUUGCAAGAGUUUCGACAACAGUGCCAACGGUUAUGCGCGAUCGGAAGCCAUUGUCGUCGUGUUCCUACAAAAGGCCAAAGAUUCUAGAAGAGUAUACGCCCAGCUGCUGCACGCCAAGACAAACUGUGACGGCUACAAAGAACAGGGUAUCACAUACCCCGCCGGGCAUAUACAAAAGAUGUUGCUUCGAGAGUUCUACGAAGAGUGCUCCGUGCCUCCUCAGACCAUGGAGUUUGUUGAGGCCCAUGGAACUGGUACCAAAGUCGGUGAUCCAGAGGAGCUGGUCGCGAUCGACGAGAUCUUCUGCACUGGUCGAGACAAGCCACUCCUCAUCGGCUCCAUAAAGUCCAAUCUUGGACACAGUGAGCCGGCUUCUGGUCUCUGCUCUGUAGCCAAGAUGUGCAUCGCCUACACCACCGGCUUCAUCCCCCCCAACCUAAACUACCACACCCCCCGAGAGGGCGUGGAGGCCCUCGUCAACGGACACCUCCAGGUGGUCACGGAGAAGCACCCUUGGAACAAGGGGAUGUGCUCCAUCAAUAGCUUCGGAUUUGGUGGUGCCAACGCUCACGUGCUGCUGAAGAAUGUGGCAAGGCCUAAGAUCAACAACGGCCUACCAGAAGACGACCUACCCCGCCUAGUCUGCGUAUCUGGUCGUACGGAGUCCGCCGUAGCCAAGAUCCUGGACGACUUGGAGUCGCGGACGGUGGAUGCUGAGCAAGUGAGGCUGUGGCACGCCAUACAUGAUGAGGAUAUCGGUGGACAUGUAGUUAGGGGAUACACAUUGCUGCGCUCAACCCCUACAAAGAGCCAGUCUAUGGCCCGCAGCAUGGAAUACUUCUCUGGCUUGAAGAGGCCGGUCUGGUUCGUCUACUCUGGCAUGGGAUCGCAGUGGGCCGGCAUGGCCACGCAGCUCAUGAGGAUUCCCAUCUUCGCUGCUGCUAUUCACAAAUGCCACAAAGCCCUUGAGCCCAAAGGCAUCAACCUGACCAGAAUCAUCACGGAGCCCGACCCAAAGAUCUACGACAACAUCCUCCACUCAUUCAUCGGCAUCGCCGCUGUCCAGAUUGGUCUCACUGAUGUGCUGAAGUCUCUUGGCAUUGAGCCUGAUCAUAUCAUUGGUCACAGCGUAGGCGAGCUCGGUUGCGCAUACGCAGACGGCUGCUUCACCGCGGAACAGAUGAUCCUGGCCGCGUACUACCGCGGCAAGGCCUCUGUUGAGACUCCCUUCAUCAAAGGAUCUAUGGCUGCUGUCGGUCUUGGAUACAAACAGAUGAAGACAAUGUGCCCCCACGAGAUCGAAGUAGCCUGCCGCAACGGCCCUGAGUCCAGCACCAUCUCCGGCCCAGCUGAUGCCAUGAAGGAGUUCGUCGGCAAACUCACUGCCAAGGGCAUCUUCGCCAAGGAAGUCCCUUGCUCCAACAUUGCUUAUCACUCCAGAUAUAUUGCUGAAGCUGGUCCUACCCUCCUGAAGUACCUCAAAGAGGUGAUCCCCGACCCCAAACCUCGUUCGGAGAAGUGGGUGUCCACGUCAGUGCCCCAACAGUUCUGGCACGACAAGAAGGCAGAGUUCUCCUCUGCUGAGUACCACACCAACAAUCUUCUGAGCCCAGUUCUCUUCGAAGAAGCCUCCCGCUUGAUCCAUCACAACGCCAUCACGAUCGAAAUCGCGCCCCAUGGUCUGCUGCAGGCCAUUUUGAGGCGCUCCCUGAAGAAGGACGUCGUCAAUGUACCGCUGACGCAGAAGGGACAUGAGGACAAUGUCCAGGUCUUCCUUACUGCUUUAGGAAAAUUGUACGAGGCCGGUUUAAACCCGCACCUGGCCGAAAUCUACCCGCACAUCCAAUUCCCAGUGUCUUUGGGAACCCCGAUGAUGGCUCACUUGGUGGAGUGGGAGCACAGCGAAGACUGGUACGUGACUUCAUACAAGGCUCAAGAGAAGAUGAAGUCUGGAGAGCGUACCGUGAGGAUGUCUAUCGUGGAUGAAGAUAGCGAGUACAUGGCUGGACACGUUGUGGAUGGACGCAACCUGUACCCUGCCACCGGUUACCUGGUGCUGGUCUGGGAGACCCUCGGCAUGAUGAUGGGAGAACUCUUCACUGAAGUAUCCGUGGUCUUCGAGAACGUGCGGUUCCAGCGAGCCACCAACAUCCCGAAGGACGGGAACCUGGAGUUUAUCAUCAUGAUUCAGAAGGGUAGCGGUAACUUUGAGAUCGUCGAAAGCGGAGCAUCUAUCGUGACAGGCCGCAUUUACGCUCAGAAGGAUGUUGGCCAGAACUACAGAGUAUUGCCAGCGUUACCAGAGCUCAGUGGACCUAACGUCAAACAUAUGCUCACCAAAGAUUUCUACAAAGAACUCAGACUUAGAGGAUACCAAUACAGCGGUCUCUUCCGUGGCGUCAUCGGGUGCAACAUCGAAGGCACCCGCGGUCGUCUGGCCUGGGUCAACAACUGGGUCACAUUCAUGGACUGCAUGCUCCAACUGAAGAUCAUCGGACACGACACGCGCGGCCUCUUCGUGCCCACUAGGAUUGAGAGGCUGUCUAUUGACGCUUCCAUGCAUUAUAACGCUAUUUCCAAAAUGAACCCUGAGUCGACUAAGCAAUCGUUUGAAGUUCGAGUUUAUCCUGACGUAGGAGUGAUCAGAUCUGGUGGCGUAGAAAUCCGUGGUCUCCAUGCCACUCCAAUUUCAAAGAGAGUUCCACUUGGAGUGCCUGUGCUCGAAAAGUACGAAUUUGUCCCGAACUUCGGCAAGAACAAGAUGAAGACUGAAGAUAUCUUAAGAGCCAACAUCCAAAUCAUCCUUGAAAACAUCCAGACCUUCAAAGUAAAGAGCAUUGAGCUGGUUGAUGAAGAAUACAAGAACAACAGUUUGGAGCCCUUGAUCACCCAAGUUGGUGACAUACUUGGUGACAUGCCGCUGAUGCAAGCUGAACUGCUGGUUAUAUCUGAGGAAACCUUAGAGAUGCCGAACAACAUUACUGUGGAGAACAAGAAGAUUUCAGGAGAAACGAAUACGGUGCUGUUUGUAGGAGCUAACCUUUUGUCAAGGCCUGAUACCCUACAGCAAGCCGCUUCAACUCUAAGAGACAAAUGCUUCAUCAUUAGCCGUGAAAAGGAACGUCCCAACCCCAAGGAAUACGCGGAAAAAUACGACAUUAUCACCAUCCACGACACAGGCUGCGAAUACCUUGUCCUUUUCAGAAAGAGAGUUGGUGCCAAACCAGCAAAGUUCAUCAAGAUCGUUGCUGCUGAUGACACAUAUUCUUGGAUCGAGCAAGUCAAAGAGGAACUCAAAGAAGGCCAGAAAGUGGUACUUUACGGACAAAAUGAGCACAUUAAUGGUCUUCUUGGUUUGGUUAAUUGUUUAAGAAGAGAGCCCGGUGGUGAAAUUGUUUAUGGCUUCUUGAUUUCCGAUCCGUCAGCGCCUGAGUUCAAUUCGGAUUUGGAGUUGUAUGAGGAACAGUUGGAUAAGGAUUUGGCUAUUAACAUUUUCCAAGAUGGCCAAUGGGGCACAUACCGCCACUUGCUGCUCGGAGACUUGGAGACCACACGAGCUGAACAUGCCUUCGUGAACACACUCACCAUCGGAGACUUAUCCUCACUGCGAUGGCUGGAAGGGCCACUGAAGCAUGACACUGUGUUUAAGGACCAUGAGAAAGUUUUACUUCACGUGUACUGUUCAGCGUUGAACUUCCGUGACGUCAUGACGGCGACGGGCCGCGUGACAGUAGACGCUGUCGCCCGAGGCAGACUUGCGCAAGAGUGCGUACAAGGAUUCGAAAUCGUUGGAAAGACUAGCAAUGGUUCCCGUGUCAUGGCUAUGGUAAAUAACAGCGGUAUGGCGAACUUGGUGGAAGGCGACAGGGCGUUGAUGUGGAGCAUCCCUGACGACUGGACCUUCGAGGAGGCGGCCACAGUUCCGGUCGCUUACGGCACUGUGUAUUAUGCCAUGGUCAUGGUUGGUCAGAUCCAACCCGGCGAGUCCAUUCUGAUCCACGCCGGUUCUGGAGGUGUAGGUCAAGCUGCCAUCAGCGUAGCGCUUCAUAAUGGCUGCGAAGUGUUCACCACCGUCGGCACAGCUGAGAAGCGGGCGUUUAUUAAGAAGCUGUUCCCACAACUUAAAGACAGCCAUAUUGGAAACUCCCGUGACACAUCGUUCGAAGACAUGAUCCGACGAGAAACCAACGGCAAGGGUGUCGAUAUGGUUCUCAACUCUUUGGCUGAUGAAAAACUGCAGGCCUCAGUACGCUGCCUCGGCUACCGCGGGCGCUUCCUCGAGAUUGGCAAAUUCGACAUUAGCCAGAACACGCCUAUAGGCAUGUACUUCUUCUUGAAGGAGACUUCCUUCCACGGCAUCAUGUUGGAUUACAUCUUCGACCAGAGCUUCGAGUUCAGAAGGAAACUGCAAGGCCUUCUAAUUGCUGGUAUCGAGAGCGGAGCUGUACGCCCGUUGACAUACUGCACGUUUGAGAAACAUGAAAUCGAGACAGCUUUCCGUUACAUGGCGGCCGGGAAACAUAUUGGCAAGGUGAUAGUGAAGGUUCGUGAAGAUGACCGCAGCCAUAGAACCGUGAAACCAGCGACCAUGCACGUUGACGCUGUUCCAAGAUAUAUGUGCGAUGCAGAGAAAUCAUACGUGAUUAUCGGAGGCCUUGGAGGCUUUGGUCUGGAAUUAGCUGAUUGGCUUAUCAUGCGUGGAGCCAGGAAAGUUCUACUCACCUCACGCCGUGGCAUCACCAAUGGCUACCAGUCUUCGAGACUUCGCGCAUGGGCAGGAUACGGAGCCGACAUCCAAAUCUCCACCCACGACGUCACAACCGAAGCGGGUUGCGAAGAAAUGCUAAUGAAGGCGCUGAAAAUGGGUCCCGUGCAAGCAGUUUUCAACCUUGCCGUCGUGCUCAAAGAUUCCAUUUUCCAAAAUCAGACCCCGGAAACUUUCAAGACGUCGUUCGCGCCUAAGGCCUUGGCGACGAUGCAUUUGGAUAAAUUGACUAAGAAACUUUGCCCUGGAUUGAAGGACUUCGUGGUAUUCUCAUCUGUAUCCUGUGGUCGAGGGAACGCCGGUCAGACCAACUACGGUCUUUCCAACUCUGUGAUGGAGCGUAUCUGCGAGUGGAGACGGAAACUCGGAUUUCCCGCUCUCGCUGUUCAGUGGGGAGCAGUUGGGGAUGUGGGCCUAGUGGCGGACAUGCAAGACGAAGACAUGCAGCUCGAGAUCGGAGGCACCCUGCAGCAGAGGAUCUCCUCCUGUCUCCUGGCGCUAGACAAGUUCCUGAAGCAGGACCAGGCGGCCAUCGUGUCGUCCAUCGUGGUCGCAGAGAAGAAGGCUGGAGGGUCUGGGUGCGGCAACCUGGUUGACGCUAUUGCGCAGAUCAUGGGCAUCAAAGACCUGAAGACAGUAUCUCAGCAAGUGUCCCUGGCCGAGCUUGGCAUGGACAGUAUGAUGGCUGUGGAAAUCAAGCAGACCUUGGAGAGAGAGUUCGAGAUCUUCCUUACGGCACAGGACAUUAGGACACUCACAUUUGCCAAGCUGGUAGAACUCACGGCACAACGCGAAGCAGAAUCCUCAACCACGGCCGCUCGUCCCAACACAGCUGAAGGUGCUGCUGGUCUCAGGGUACUCAUGAGGAACUUUGGUGAAGAGCGAUUGGUGUCUGAGCCUUUCAUCUACAUGCCAACUAUGGUCACUGAUGGAACUGAGGGUCACGAAGCCAUCCACGACACAGAAAACCCGCCCAUGUUCAUCCUGCCUGGCCUAGAGGGCGCUGCGUCCGUCAUGGAACCGCUGUGCAAAAGGCUCAAGUGCAAGGUCUGCGUGCUGCAGCUUGGCGUGGAGAACUCGAAUGAGGAUAUUGAGGCUAUGGUCAAUAGACUGUACUUGACGGUGCGGACUCGCCUGGCCCCAGGAGGCCCCUUCACGCUGCUCGGCUACAGUUUCGGCUGCCAGUUGAUGCUGGAAUUGGCUGCUAAGCUCGAGGCCGAAGGUCACAAGAACGGUCUAGUGUUCUGCGUUGACGGAGCCCCAGACUUCCUCCAAGCCAUCCUCACCACCGUCAUCUGUUUCAAGAGCGAUGCCCAACUCCAGAACGCCCUGAUCUGUCACACCAUGGACAUUGUCGCCCCCAACAACGAAAUCUCCACCGCCCUCAUUGAAAAACUCAGUCAAAUGGAAAACUUCCAAGAAAAAGUCAAAACUGCCAUCGAAAUGUCCCCAGUACAAUCCAGAUACACACCGAAAUUCAUCGCCUCAGUCGCUGCCGUCACUUAUGAUAGAGUUAAGGUUGUUCUUAAUUACAAUUCGAAAGAUGUCAAGAAAAUACAAGCGCCAAUAGUUCUUCUGCGUCCUAAAGAGAAUCUUCCUAACUUAGUAUGUGAUGAGAACUAUGGUCUCGAUAAGUUCACGCAUAGCAACGUCACUGUGCACUAUUUGGAAGGCACUCACGUAACUAUUAUUGAAAAUAAGGACUGUGCGAAUAUUAUUAAUAAGGUUUUGAUCGAGAGGGAUGGACAGACGGGCAAGCAGAUGCAGAGUGUUACUACUAUGAUCCAGAGUCACAGGCAAUUUAUUUGCAGCUAAAUUUAACCAGAUUCCUAUUGACUGUGUAACUUUUCCUUUCUAUUUAUGAAUUAGUACUUUUGCUUGAAUAUUUUAAAGAAAGUUGUGUUUGUGUUGCGUUUUACGUAAUUUAUUGCGUUUGAUAUUUUUAAUCACGAAAUUCCUGUAGUAAUUAGUUCUAUAAUUAAUUAUUUAUUGUUUUUGGGGGUAAAUUAAUAUACUACCUAAUAUUAUAAGUG